Messenger RNA from Bufo bufo (common toad), 1539 nucleotides. It is a transcript of the gene TCFL5, whose product is annotated as transcription factor like 5. Gene Ontology annotation, biological process: regulation of DNA-templated transcription; spermatogenesis. Gene Ontology annotation, cellular component: nucleus. The transcript has 6 exons. Lineage: Eukaryota; Metazoa; Chordata; Amphibia; Anura; Bufonidae. The record is from RefSeq and is a predicted model, not a curated record. Gene Ontology annotation, molecular function: RNA polymerase II cis-regulatory region sequence-specific DNA binding; protein dimerization activity; DNA-binding transcription factor activity, RNA polymerase II-specific. The coding region runs from base 1 to 1530 and encodes 509 amino acids.
AUGUUUGAGCCGACUCAAGCACACCGUGCAACUCCUGGCUGUCCCACUGAAUCUUCGGACUCUGUCGCCAGCACUGGUGAGGAUGUGGUUAUUGAGAGGGCCGUGGAUUUUACCGCAGCUGAUUUAAGUAUAGUUGAAUUGACCGAAAUCGAGUACACCCAACUGCAGCAGUUCCUCUACUCACACAUAGAUUCCCAGAGUAAUGAGGGCGAUGUGGAGACAAGGAGGAGCACCCCUUUCCUUCCAUCCAGUAAUUUGUCCAAUGCUCCUCAGUAUCAAUCUACCAGUCUCAACACUGGCAGCUGUGAAGGAGAAAAUGUCUGCCCGGUCAUAUGCCAGACAGUAGUGUCCACGGAUAAUAACAUAAUGAAUGCUAACCAAACCAUAGGACACGUUGACUUUCAGGAGCUGAGGCUGAUGAUGCUUAAUGAAUCCAGUUUAGCUCCCUCUAGUGGUAACAUAGCGGAAAAACACCCCAAUAACACCAGUGGUGACAUCUCGGGGGCAGGUCCAAUGCGGGUGAGAUCAGCUAGUGAUAUCAUUGGUCUUAAUAAGGAAAAUGAGAAAUUUGGCUGUAUGUCUGAACCCAGAACAAGGUCUACAGUUCGUGUUCGUUUAGAGGACAGAUUUAACAGCUUGGCAACAGAUAUACCCAGGUGUACCGAGAUGCUGGAUACUGGUGCAACCACGAACAAUUUGGUGAACAUUGUCCACCAACCUUUGCAGCUCAUAGGAACCCAACAGUUGGGCAAGUGCAGCCCCCUAGUGAAAAACGAAGCUGCCUCAUCUUCACUUCACUUGGUAUAUUCUGGCAUCAAUCUACAGAAUACGACUCCUGCUGGAAACUCUGAUCUUUUGCUUACACAGACUAGUUCCUCCGUGAAUUCUGGAGCAUCCUGCCCCCUGCUGGAGGCGGCAAAGAACCACGAGAUCUCUCUCUCCAGAGGAUAUUCCUUCUGUUAUCAGCAGGGUAUUGAAUCAGCAAAGCAGAACUUGGGACCCCAAAAUAAACCAUUACCCGAGGUGGUCUCUAUUAAAGUUGAAGAUACAUUGCAUAAGCAAUCAAUACAGAAGAGAAGCUGCACCCGCAUACGACAAGCAGACACUGACAUGGAGAGGAGAAUCCUAAAUGACAUUGGAAACACUUGCCAGGUGGCACCCUGGGCACCUACACGGGGUAAUACUGCAGAGCAGGGGUCUGAUAACAAGCAGACUGGCUUGUCCCAACGAAGAGAGCGACACAAUCGUAUGGAGAGAGACCGAAGGCGCAGAAUAAGAGUUUGCUGUGAUGAAUUAAACAAUUUAAUUCCAUUUUGCACAGUGGAGACGGAUAAGGCCACCACACUGCAGUGGACCACUGCCUUCCUAAAAUACAUUCAGGAGAGACACGGGGACACUCUGAAAAAGGAGUUUGAAGCAGUUUUCUGUGGGAGAACAGGAAGGAGAUUGAAAGUUGCCAGAUCAGAAGGUCAGAGAACUGUCUCAGUUCAGGAAGCGGCAGGGAGCACCACACUCCAGGAUGUCAAAUAGCAGGAUGGC